This is a messenger RNA of Danaus chrysippus (African queen), 723 nucleotides long. The record is from the annotation of a GenBank genome assembly. NCBI's taxonomy places the organism in Eukaryota, Metazoa, Arthropoda, Insecta, Lepidoptera, Nymphalidae.
AUGUUAAUACUUGUUGCCGUGUUGUGUUUUGUGUUAACUUCUAGCGAAGCCUCGGUUGCAUCCUACUUCCCACUAUGUAAGCUGGGUGACGAUGCUUGUAUUCUGUCGUCCGCCAAGUCCUCUCUGCCAGUAUUAGCGAAAGGUAUACCUGAACUGGGAGUAGAGAGCGUUGACCCUAUGUACAUACCGCUAAUAGUGAGUAAUGAAAGUGGAUUGAAGCUGAAGUUCAAGAACUCGACCCUCACUGGCUUGUCGGGAUGUCAUGUUGAUGAAUUGAAGCAUGAUCACAUUAAAAAGAAGCAAUACAUAAAAAUUACUUGUGACGGUAUUUUGAGUGGAAACUACGAGAUUCAAGGACAAGUGCUGAUAUUACCAAUGGAGGGAAACGGAAAAUAUAAAAUAGAUAUACGUGGCAUCACAGUCGAAAUGCACUUAAGUCUAUCUGAUGUUCAAAAAUCCGGCGUCUCUCACUGGAAAAUCGACGACGAUUGGUCUAAGACCUUCAAAUUCAAAGUGCACCACGGAACUACCUUCCACUUUGAUAACCUAUUUAACGGGAACAAAGUACUUGGUGAUCCAGUAUUGGAAUUCUUGAACUCAAAUUGGAAAGAAAUUAUGGAAGAAAUCGCGCCUCCAAUAGUCAAAGCUGUCGUUAGCCGAGAAGUUGAAGCAGUGAACACGCUGUAUAGUGCUGUACCCACUGAGGAAUUUUUCAUCCAGUAA